GUCGCGUGUAGUCGUACUUGUGGUUAUACAGUAUUGUGAUUUUGUGAUAAUCAGUGACCAUUUAUUGAGUGGAGUGUUAAUUGUGUUGUUUUUGGAAAUUAAGAUAACCGGCAUGCCGUGGGCGUGAAAUGGAUGGUAUCCAAAUGGAGCCCAUCGGCAAAUAUAAAGCCGAUCGUAACGGAUCCGCUAAGGCGGCCGCUUGGCGAAAUAUGGUUGAUCAAGAUUUGGAUGACGUGGCGUUUUUAGCUGAUACAGAUAAAGCAAGGGAAGCGAGAGAGCUCGGCGACACUCCGGUGGCAGUCUGUUCCCAACGCCGAGCGCUAUGUCUCGCCGCUCUGGUCUUCUCGGCGAUGUUCGCCACCGCACUUCUGGUUGUGUACGCAACUCCUCAGCCUGAAUGCCCGUGCCUCAGUGAAGCUGAACUAAUACCAGGUCAACCGCCCACCGGUUCUGAGGAAAAUGCAACGGCCGCGAACAAGGACAGGAUAGCCAGCAACGGAAUGGUGUUUCCGUGGCGCGGUGCGAGACUGCCGACGUUUCUAAUACCGAAGCACUACAGUCUAUGGAUGCACCCGAAUUUAACUACGGGGGAGUUGAGAGGUGAAGUGUCAAUAGACUUCAAAGUGGACCGCGACUCUUCUUUCGUUGUCCUCAACGUGAGAGAUAUGAACGUGACAGAGAGGGCGCUGUUCAAGAGUGGCGGUUCUCUGGGCCCGAAGGUCGCUAGGACGUUGGAGUACCCGCCGGCAGACCAGACGUACAUUGAGUUUAAGGAAAAACUCCGCCGCAAAUAUAAUUACACGUUGAGCCUCCGUUUCAUAACGAAGUUAGAUCGAAGUGAUAGACAACGCGGUUUCUUUUUAACAUCGACACAUCGACAUCGAUGUGCGGUUUCCCGGUUCUGGUUGACUCACGCCCGUUCAGCGUUCCCUUGCCUCGACGAACCGCAUCUCAGGGCUACGUUCAAACUCACCAUUGUAAGGGAUAGAUUUCACGUGUCUCUUACAAAUAUGCCGAUAGUUGCUACCGAGGAAGCUGGAUUUUAUUUAGGACACCGAUUGCUUCAAGACGAAUUUGCAAUUUCACCCCCGAUGUCGACGCACAUGAUGGCGCUCGCCGUGUGCCGCCUCCAGCGUAGAGCUGCGCCUCCUCUGCCGGAACCCACUCCAGAAGUCACCGAAGCGCCACCGGACGACUUCGUGCCUCCGCCGGAAGUCAGUCUGUACAGUGACCAGCAAGUUAUUCUGGACGAGUCGGGACCAUUGUUAGAAUGGGUACAGAAAACGAUACAACUGUUCGCGUUUGAACUGAACACAUCUUACCCCUUACCUAAGUUUGACAUUGUCGUCGUUGAUGGAGGUAACCAGUACUCCGAAGGAUGGGGCCUCAUCACUCUGUCACCGUCGUUACUGACAGACACUAAAGCGAUCGCAAGAUUAUUAGCUCAGCAGUGGUUUGGAGGUCUCGUCUCUCCGCGUUGGUGGAGCUCGCAGUGGCUUCUUGAAGCUUUGACGUCGGUUUUGGGUGAAAAGGCGCCAGCGUUAGGCGGAGCGCCCGCUGAACGACAACAAGACGCUUUGUUACUGGAUCACGUAUUACCUGCGCUGAGGUUGGACUCAAGCUAUUCGGUCCGAGCGGUCGCGUCUCCGAGAUUGGACAAGGCCGAUAUCGAAUCAGCCAGCGAUGACUUGUCAUUACAUAAAGGUGCAGCCAUAGUGAGUAUGGCGAUAGAGGCCGCCGGACAGGAAGCCGGUCGCGCUGCACUCGCGCGACUUUUGCGCGAUCAUCGCUCAGCCAGUGCUGACGCUAGAGAUCUAUGGCGUGCCCUCCAACAUGACAGCACAGACGAUGCCCCCGCUCACGCUUGGGACGGCUGGUGCGAGAGACCUGGAUACCCUUUGCUUUGUGCUCGAGUGUCUGGCACUGAUGUGGUGGUGAAGCAGGAGAGAUUUGUCAUGUCUGCCGAUCCACCGGACCCUGAACCGCCGAUGCUGAACUACCUCCUAACCUUAGACCUUCGAGCAGAGUUGGAUGAAAUAUUCUAUGAGCCAGAAAACUUCACCGAAAUCGUUGAGGAAGAUAUCAAUGCCACAACGACGACGGCCGCCCCAAAAACCACAACCAAACGGACAACAGUCAAAACGACGAAAGCACCGCCAGCACCGAAAUGGGUCAUACCAGUUACCUUCUCAGUCGGACCACUUAACAACGGCGAUGACGAAGAAUUAGAGAACCUCACAAAAUUAUGGAAGAACGUCACGGAAAACAUACAAAACGGCACUUGGUAUGACAUAGUGAACGACACGAAACACACGUCGAGAUGGUCAGAAAACGUCACGUACCUCAUCUGGAUGAACGAUACCGAAAUGGUUAUACCAGAGCUGGGCAAACACAAAUGGGUGAGGUACAAUGUUGGCGCUCGGGGUCUCUAUCGCGUCGCGCCACAGGACCGGAACGCCGGAGAGUCCCCGGAGGCGGCGGCGCGGCGCGCGGCGGAGCUGUACGCGAGCGGCGCGGCGGCCGAGCGCGCGCUGCAGCUGGACGACGCCUUCGUGCUCAGCCGCGCCGGCCGCCUGCCCGCCAGCGGCGCCGUCGCCGCAGCCGCUCAUCUGGCGACGGAACGUCAUUGGGCGGUAUGGCGUGUGGUGGUCGGGCAUUUGUCCUGGUGGCGUGAACUACUCCAAGUGGCGGCAUCAGGACCGUACCUUCAAAAUUUGCUCAGUACCCUUCCGCCGCGCUUACCGUUAUACACUUACCAGGAAUUACAAGAUCCAGGGAUAAGUGAGGAUCAGCUGUGGCUGAGUGGAGCCUUGCUGACCGCUGGUGUCGAGUGGGGUAACGAGAACGUUACAGAACAAGCGCUGGAGCUGUUCGACGCUUGGAUGAACAACAACGAGACUAUACCGGAAAUAUACCAGGAGGGCGCGUUCACGGCGGGCGUGCGGCGGCGCGGCGCGGCGGCGUGGCGGCGCGUGUGGCGCGCGCUGCUGGCGUCGCACGCGGCGCCGCGCCCCACGCACUCGCACGCCGCGCUGCUGGCCGCGCUCGCCGCGCCGCGCGACGACUGGCUCCUCUACCGAUUCGCGUACACGGUGAUGUCCAGCGAGGCGCAGCGCGGCCGGGAGUGGAAGACCUGGGUGACGUCACUAUGCCAGGGAAUUUGCAAAUGGCGCGGCGCUGCUGGUAUCUGGAGGAUAUUGAACAUGGUGAAACUUCCGCCUUCCGCCUUGCAAGCUGCAGCGCGGUGUCUCCAUCAACCUGGAGACUAUUAUAGGUUUAAGGAGUUAUUCGGAGACGAAAAGGGCGCCGCGAUCGCGUUAGACACAAUUGCCCUUAACACUGCGUGGGUGUCUCGCGCUGAUGGCGAUCUACUCUCGUACUUCAAUGCGGUGAACAAACAAACGGAUUAAACAUCAUUAUAUAUAUAUUAAGAAGUCCUGACGUUUGAUAAAAAACAUGACAUGUGAUUUU
Messenger RNA from Vanessa atalanta (red admiral), 3471 nucleotides. RefSeq names its product thyrotropin-releasing hormone-degrading ectoenzyme-like. The transcript is spliced from 28 exons. NCBI's taxonomy places the organism in Eukaryota, Metazoa, Arthropoda, Insecta, Lepidoptera, Nymphalidae. The record is from RefSeq and is a predicted model, not a curated record. Gene Ontology annotation, molecular function: peptide binding; metalloaminopeptidase activity; zinc ion binding. Gene Ontology annotation, biological process: peptide catabolic process; proteolysis. Gene Ontology annotation, cellular component: cytoplasm. Bases 129 to 3410 code for a protein of 1093 amino acids.